Molecule: messenger RNA, 876 nt
Organism: Cheilinus undulatus (humphead wrasse)
Lineage: Eukaryota; Metazoa; Chordata; Actinopteri; Labriformes; Labridae
Gene: lrrc38a
Product: leucine rich repeat containing 38a
Exons: 2
Coding region: 1-876 (291 amino acids)
Cellular component (GO): voltage-gated potassium channel complex
Molecular function (GO): potassium channel activator activity; transmembrane transporter binding; voltage-gated potassium channel activity
Source: RefSeq, a predicted model, not a curated record
AUGUUACCAUGCGUUAACUGGCUGCAGCCUCUCCUCGCCUUGAUCUCCUCUGCCUUGCUUACACGAGCCAACAACUGUCCAUCCAGCUGUUUGUGUCCGGACCACCACACCGUGGACUGCACCGGCAAAGGUCUAACCAGAGUCCCAGACUCCAUCCCUUUGGAUGUUCGCCGCCUCCUGCUCUCCAACAACUGGAUUCCCUGGAUCCCCUCUGACUUCCUGGUCCUCUACAGUGAUCUGGUCUACCUGGACUUGAGGAAUAAUUCCCUCUCCCAGCUGGAGCCUGGGACCCUCACCACCUCGUCCAGGUUGGUCUUCCUGGACCUCGGGAGCAACAACCUGACAGAAAUCCCCUCGGGGACGUUCGGGGAGUCGAGAAGUCUGAUCAAACUGCGUCUGGGGAACAACCCCUACCUAACCAUGGUGGACAGGGACGCUUUUACGGGGCUGACCUCUCUGAGGGAGCUGGAGCUGGAGAGGAAUGGUCUCACAGAGCUGGACGUCAGUGUGCUGGAGUCCCUGCCCUCCCUCCGGAUGCUGCGUCUGGAGGGGAACCCCUGGCUCUGCAACUGCCAGUUUGCCAAGCUGUUCGUGUGGCUGACACAAAACCGACACAAGCUCCCAAAUGGCAUGGAGGGGAUCGAGUGCUCCCUGCUACUGGAUGGGCGUCAGGUCCCCCUCAGUUUACUCUCUGAGGAAAGUUUCCGGGAGUGCCGCGGUUCCCUCACCCUCACCGACUACCUCAUCGUCAUCUUCUCCGGCAUCUCCGUCUCAGUAGCAGCCAUCAUGGCCAGCUUCUUCCUGGCUUCCACAGUCCAUUGCUUCCAGCGCCUCAGCAAAGGCGGUAAAGGAGACGAGGAAGAAGGGAACGACUGA